Molecule: messenger RNA, 2055 nt
Organism: Auxenochlorella protothecoides
Lineage: Eukaryota; Viridiplantae; Chlorophyta; Trebouxiophyceae; Chlorellales; Chlorellaceae
Product: Mannosyl-oligosaccharide 1,2-alpha-mannosidase MNS1
Exons: 7
Coding region: 1-2055 (684 amino acids)
Biological process (GO): carbohydrate metabolic process; N-glycan processing
Cellular component (GO): endoplasmic reticulum; Golgi membrane
Molecular function (GO): mannosyl-oligosaccharide 1,2-alpha-mannosidase activity; calcium ion binding
Source: RefSeq, a predicted model, not a curated record
AUGCUGCCGGGGACCGGAGGUGGCGUGGGGACGAGGAGACGGGAUGCCGGCUUCUGGCAGGGCUCUAUGCGUGGCAGACGCGGCACAGUGCUGGCCAUAGCCACCCUGGUGCUCCUGGGUGGGGGCUGGAGCCUGUUUCUGUACAGCAACCUGGUGGAUGCCGAGGAGUCCAGCGACCUGCACCUGCACGUCGAGGAGGGCCGGAGGUCCACCGGCGAGGGCGGCCUGCGCCAGCGCCUCGCCCUCCUGGAGGAGGGCAUCCGUGGCCUGGCCAGCGCGCAUCUCGAGGAGGCAGCGGACCUGGAGGCCAGGGCAGAGACCGGUAGCGCGGGGGAGGGGCUGACGCUGCGCCAGAAGGUGUUUGUGGAGGGCGAGGAGGUGGCGGAGGGGUCGGCGCAGAGCCCACCUCCCCCGGUGGUCCAGACCGCACAGGAGGUCGUCGCCCAGGCUGUGGAGGCUUCCCGGCAGGCGCAGGGGACGGGGGGGGAGCCGGGCAGGCCGGACCUGGCCCUGGAGGUGCAGAAGGCCGCCGACGCAAUGCGACGGCGGCGCGGGGCCGAGGCCGCAGAGAAGCGCCGUCAGCGCAUGGAGGAGCGGCUGGCAGAGCGCGCGCGGGCCGCAGUCCCACUGCGACCCCGGCGGGACCCACCCAACGGCACCGUGCUCACGCCCGCCGAGCUCACAGCUCGCCGCAAGGAGGUGGAGGAUGCCAUGCUGCACGCUUGGCAGGGCUACGUGACCUUCGCCUGGGGCCACGAUGAGCUCUGUCCUAUCAGCCAGACGGGGAAGGAUGACUUUGGGGGCCUGGGCGCCACCAUCGUGGACUCCCUGGACACCCUGCGCAUGAUGGGCUUCACUGAGGAGUAUGAGCGCGCGCUGGGCUGGGUGCGCAGCGGGCUGAACCUGACCGUGGACUUCAACGCCUCGGUGUUCGAGACCACGAUCCGGGUGGUGGGCGGCUUCCUGGCCGCCUACGAGCUGACUGGGGACGAGGUCCUGCUCAAGCGCUCGCUGCAGGUGGCAGAGCGCCUGCUGCCGGCCUACGACACGCCGACCGGCAUCCCAUACGGCACCAUAAACCUCAAGACGCUGGCGCCGCGCAACCCCAAGUGGGCCUCCAAGGCCUCCAGCCUGGCCGAGUUCGGCACGCACCAGCUGGAGUGGUACAAGCUCAGCGCGCUGAGCGGGGACCGGCGCUUCGCCGACCUGGCGGAGCACAGCAUCCGCUACCUGAACGAGCAGUUCCCGGGGCAGGGCCUGAUGCCCCUGUUCCUCAGCCCCUCCACGGGCAAGUUCACCUCCCGCCGCAUCUCGCUCGGCGCCCUAGGCGACUCCUACUACGAGUACCUGCUCAAGAUGUGGCUGCUCAAGGGCAAGACAGAUGACAUGUACCGCACCAUGUGGGAGCAGGCCAUGGAUGAGAUGCUGGAGAAACUGGUGCUCAACAGCACGGAGGGGCACAUGUACAUCGCCGAGCUGGAUAGGAAGACGGUGCGGCACAAGAUGGACCACCUGGUGUGCUUUGUCCCCGGCAUGCUGGCCCUAGGAGUGCACUCCGGAGCAGUGGGCGGCGAGAAGGGGGAGCGCUACAUGGCGGUGGCGGCGGGGGUCACCGAGACCUGCUGGCACAUGUAUGAUCGCCAGGCGUCGGGCCUGAGCCCCGAGAUCGUGACCUUCCGGGCAGGGGGCGCGAUGCGUGACGGCGGGGCCUACAACCUACUGCGCCCGGAGGCGGUGGAGGCCUUCUGGUACAUGUGGCGUGUGACGCGGGACUGGAAGUACCGGGACUGGGGCUGGGCCGUCUUCCAGACCAUGCAGCGGCAUGGGAGGAAGGAGGCAGGGUUCUCCGGGGUCAAGGACGUGCGCGAGGCGGAGCCCACGCCGGACGAUACGCAGCAGAGCUUUGUGCUGGCGGAGACCUUCAAGUACCUCUGGCUGCUCUUCAGCGAGGACACCUCUUUCGAUUUCGAGACGACGGUGCUGAACACGGAGGCCCACCCCCUCAAAGUGGUGCGCCAGCCCCUGAGUGCGGCAGACACAGACACGCAGCGAUGA